UUAUUUGCGAAUCUCCUGGAUAAAUAACAGAGGAAAACAUAAAGUAUUGUGGUACUUCUGAGGCUAGAAAGAUCAGUGAAAUUGUGCCGGAACUUUACUAAAUGAUCAACAAAGUUCCAAGGAAAUUCGGAUUAUUGAAGUUUCACAACUACUCAAAUCCAGGUAGUUUUUAUUGCCUUAAAUUCAGAAUCUGAGGAAGGUUCUUCACAAAUGGAUCAAAAUUUGUCUCCAUUGAUAAGCUGUUGUAUCUUCACGACUUUCUUUUUUCUGGCAAGAACAGCCUUAGGCACUGUGCAGCAUAACAAUGAAGCCUGUGUGCCGAAAUCCUGUGGCGAUGGCCUAAACAUAAGCUACCCAUUUUAUAUCCAUGACAAGCAAGAAUCCUCCUGCGGGCAUCCUGAAUUCCAACUGUCAUGCAAUAACCAAGGGAAUCCAAUUCUCAACAUAAACAGUACCGACUACACUAUCCACCAAAUCUUCUAUACAAACCAGUCUUUUCUUCUCUCAAACCCACUGAUUUCUGCAACACUAAAUACUUCAUGUAUCAAUAGACUUCCCCGAAUCCAAAACCUGUCAUUUCCUGAUGAAUACUUCGAGCUCGUUCCUCUUCAAAAAGAAACUGUUUUGAUAUAUAAUUGUGAGUACUCAAAAUUACCUGAUAAUGUCAACUUUUUCAAGGUGAAUUCUUCCUGUGACGGCGAAAAUAGUUCAUUGUUGGCGGUGUAUAAGAACGAUGCUAAUUUGGGUAACGCGUUGGAUAAAUGUAAUGAUGUAGUGGUGGCACCUGUGGAUAUAAAUGAAGAAGACAAUCUUAUGGGGAUUCAAGAAAGACUUAAAAGAGGGUUUUUACUUAAAUGGACAGUUCCAAAUGUAACAACUGAAGAUCUUCCUAAAUCUGACUCAAAUGUAACAGCUGGAGAUCUUCCAGAACCUGGCUCAAGUAAUGGCAAAGGUCUAAUAAAAAAGGUUGCAGUAGCUGUAGUAGUCACUGGAAUUGCAAUAUUGACCAUAAUUCUAGUUUUUUGCUUGAUCUGGAGAAAAUCAUCAUGGAAUAUGUAUAUGCCCCUCUGGAAGAAGAAAACUAAGAGAAGUCAAGAUGACAUUGAGUUCAAUUUAUAUCCUAAAAGAUACAGUUUUGCAAAAGUUGAGAGUUCAUUGAGUGAAGAACUUGGGACAGGAGCCUUUGGAUGUGUUUACAAAGGUAACCUCGAUGGUGUUGAUGUGGCAGUGAAGGUCUUGAACGAAUCCAAAGGUAAUGGAGAAGAAUUUAGUAAUGAGGUUAAAAGCAUUAGUAGCACUUCUCAUGUUAAUAUAGUCAAUCUUAUCGGUUAUUGUUCUGAAGAGAAUGGCAAAAGAGCUCUUAUCUAUGAGUUUAUGCCUAAUGGAUCUCUUGAGAAGUUCAUUUAUGGAGAAAAUCCAUUGAUGAUAGAUGAUAAGCUGAAGUGGAAAACAUUGCAUAAAAUUGCAGUUGGCAUAGCUAAAGGCUUGUGCUACUUACAUAGCGGCUGCAAGACACAAAUUUUGCACUUUGACAUAAAGCCACAUAAUAUUCUCUUAGAUGAAGACUUCAAGCCUAAGAUAUCUGAUUUUGGCCUCUCUAGAAUAUGUCCUGAGAAACAAAGUAUCAUAGAGAUGACAAACGGACGAGGAACUCGUGGCUACAUUGCUCCAGAAUUAACAACACCAGGUCAAAAAAUUGGAGGGUCUCAGAAAUCGGAUGUUUAUAGCUAUGGAAUGAUGGCCUUAGAAAUGGUUGGAGGAAGAAAGAAUCUUGAUAUCGGAGCUGAUCAAAUCAGUAAAAUAUAUUUUCCAGAUUGGGUUCACAAACGUCUUGAAUUAGAACAAGAACUUGAACUACAAGGCAUUGCAAAUGAUGAGGAUAAAGAAUAUGCAAGGCAGAUGCUAAUAGUGGGCUUGAAGUGCAUUCAGAGUAAUCCCUCUGACCGGCCAACAAUGAGUGAAGUGGUGGAUAUGUUAGAAGGAAAGCUUGGUCCCCUGGAAAUUCCGCCCAAGCCUUAACUUCCCAAGAUCGCCUGCUUCCUCUCCAAUGAAUUUCACUGAAUACUAUUGGUUCACUGAUGAUCGGAAAGCUUUCAAUCUUGUAAUAUAUGUCUGUUGUUUAUUUAACAAAAUAUUUCUGUAAGAGUAAUAUGUGUAUAUCAGUGCCAUUGGCAGCAUUCUGAGACUCUGUCCCUAUGUCUUGCCAGUAUUAAUUUCUCUGUGAUAUAUUUCAAUUCCAGAAAGAAUUUUGGAUUUUGGAUUCUACAUCACGAUCGAAGUUUUGUGUUUUUUUUU
Messenger RNA from Pistacia vera, 2295 nucleotides. RefSeq names its product LEAF RUST 10 DISEASE-RESISTANCE LOCUS RECEPTOR-LIKE PROTEIN KINASE-like 2.5. Gene Ontology annotation, molecular function: ATP binding; polysaccharide binding; protein kinase activity. The transcript has 5 exons. NCBI's taxonomy places the organism in Eukaryota, Viridiplantae, Streptophyta, Magnoliopsida, Sapindales, Anacardiaceae. Bases 211 to 2019 code for a protein of 602 amino acids. The record is from RefSeq and is a predicted model, not a curated record. Gene Ontology annotation, biological process: protein phosphorylation.